Eublepharis macularius is the source of this 1686-nucleotide messenger RNA. RefSeq names its product Zic family member 5 (gene ZIC5). The coding region runs from base 1 to 1686 and encodes 561 amino acids. Gene Ontology annotation, molecular function: DNA-binding transcription factor activity, RNA polymerase II-specific; RNA polymerase II cis-regulatory region sequence-specific DNA binding. Gene Ontology annotation, biological process: regulation of transcription by RNA polymerase II; central nervous system development. Gene Ontology annotation, cellular component: nucleus. The record is from RefSeq and is a predicted model, not a curated record. The transcript is spliced from 2 exons. Lineage: Eukaryota; Metazoa; Chordata; Lepidosauria; Squamata; Eublepharidae.
AUGGGAGCCAAUCGCGCGGCCCUGGCCUCUGCCAAUCACGGCGCUCCCUCCAAUCCCACCCGCGCACAUUUCCAAACUCUGGUUCCCAACCGCGCCGCUCAAAUGUGCCGAGCGCUCUGCCAAUCGCUGGAGGCCAGAGCGGGGAGAGGAUGGAAGCGGCCGCCGAGCCGGCCCGGCCGGCAGACAAAAGAAGUUAAAGAGCCGCGCCGGCGCUCCAUGUCGGCCAAGGCGGCGGCGGCGGGCAGGGCGAGCCGGGCGGCGGGCCCCGCGGGGCGGCCGGGCUGCGGCGCCAUGGAGCCGGCGCUGGGCUGCAAGCGGAGCCCCGGCCUGCGCCUGGCCGACCUGGCCGCCCUGCACGCCGGAGGCGGCGGCGGCUUCCCCCACCCGCACCCGGGCGACGUGGGCGCCUCCGACCCGGCCGCCGCCGCCCCCUUCGGGCCCGAGCACGUGGCGGCGGCGGCGGCGCUCAAGCUGGGCCCGGAGAGCCCCUUCGCCGCCGCCGCCUCCUUCGCGCUGCGCCGGGAGCGGGCCGAGCAGCAGGCGCAGCCCCCGGCCAGCUCGCCCAUGUUCAUCUCCUCGGCCGGCACGUACGCGGCGGGGGGCGAGGCCGCGGCCGCCGCGCUCUUCCCGCCUCUGCCCGAGCCCCCGCCGCCGCCGCCGCCGCUCAACGGGCAGAUGCGCCUGGGGCUGGCCGUGGCGGCGGCGGCGGCCGAGCUCUUCGGGCGGGCCGGCCCCGAGGCGCCCUUCGGGCCCGCGCCGCCGGCCUACCUGGCGGCCCUGCAGCAGCAACAGCAGCAGCAGCAGCAACAGGCGGCGCCCGCCCUGUUGGCUUCCCCGGCGCCCCGCGCCGCCCCGGCGCACCACCAGCAGGCCGCCGCCGCCGCCGCCACGGCCGCCGCCUUCCUGCGCUACAUGCGGCCGCCGGUGAAGCAGGAGCUGAUCUGCAAGUGGCGGGAGGCGCCGGCGCCGCCCUGCGCGCAGACCUACGGCAGCAUGCCCGAGCUGGUGGGCCACGUCACGGUGGAGCACGUCGGCGGGCCAGAGCAGAGCAGCCACGUGUGCCUCUGGGAGGAGUGCCCGCGCCUGGGGAAGCCCUUCAAGGCCAAGUACAAGCUCAUCAACCACAUCCGCGUGCACACCGGCGAGAAGCCCUUCCCCUGCCCCUUCCCCGGCUGCGGCAAGGUCUUCGCCCGCUCCGAGAACCUCAAGAUCCACAAGCGGACGCACACAGGAGAGAAGCCUUUCAAAUGCGAGUUUGAUGGCUGCGACAGGAAAUUCGCUAACAGCAGCGACAGAAAAAAACACUCCCAUGUCCACACAAGUGAUAAGCCAUAUUUCUGCAAAGUCAGAGGUUGUGACAAGUCCUACACACACCCCAGCUCCUUGCGCAAACACAUGAAGAUCCACUGCAAAUCACCCCCACCUUCUCCACCCCCAGUACCUCAUGGCUUGCAGCCCACGGGGACACCACUGGGGGCCCCUCUGUCCCCCCUCCAGGACUCGGGCAGGAGCCGCCCGGCCAACCUUUCUCCUCAGGUUACCAACCUCAACGAAUGGUACGUUUGCCAGGCCACUGGGGUACCCAACCACCUCCAUACGCCAUCUAGUAAUGCCACAUCUUCUGAGGAGGAAGAGGAGGAGGAGGAAGAGACUUAUAGGAACUCUGACACCAGAACUAUUCAUUAA